Messenger RNA from Xiphophorus maculatus (southern platyfish), 2461 nucleotides. It is a transcript of the gene ddx27, whose product is annotated as DEAD-box helicase 27. Gene Ontology annotation, molecular function: nucleic acid binding; ATP binding; RNA helicase activity. NCBI's taxonomy places the organism in Eukaryota, Metazoa, Chordata, Actinopteri, Cyprinodontiformes, Poeciliidae. Bases 135 to 2387 code for a protein of 750 amino acids. The transcript has 21 exons. The record is from RefSeq and is a predicted model, not a curated record.
AAUACGCGCUUCAGCUUCCGGCUUCCGUAAACACGUGUAAGUGUGUUGAGAGGAGCGAGAGAGGCAGAACCUUUCAGAACCUCUCGGAACCAGGUAGAACCGCUCACGUCUGAGUGGACCGGAAUUGCGGGACCAUGUUGGAGCAGCUGGGUCUGAUCGGAACCAUCCGGGACGAGGAUCUGAGUCCAGAGGAACCGGAAACAGAAUCGGAACAGGAGGAGGAGCCCAUCAUCCUGAACCGUAAGAAGAAGUUUGGAGGUCAAAGGUCGACAGACUUCAACUGUGGCUUUGAGUUUGGAGAGAAAGACAGUCUGAGCCUGGACGACGACUGGAUCAUGAGCGACGUCCUGAAGCAGCUCAAGAAGAAGAGAACUGCGACGACCUUGGACCAGAAAAUAGAGAAGGUCAGGAAGAAGAGGAAAGCUGAGGAGAAACCGUCUCAGAGUUCUGAAGGUUCCUCAGAGAUGAAGGAGGAGGAGGAGCCAGCUGAGGGAGACGAAGAGGAGGAGGAGGAUGGUGAUGAAGAGGAGGAGUUUGGCUCAAGUGAUGAAGAGGUUCUGACCAAAUCAGACACUCUGAGGGAGAAAGAGCGGCGAGGGAGGAAGAAGAGGAAUGCAGAGGAGGAGGCUCCAGAGACGUUUUCCGAAGACGCGUCUCAGUACAACGAGCAGCUGACGUUCGAAGAGAUGAACCUGUCCCGACCCAUUCUCAAGGCCGUCACGGCUCUGGGCUUCAGAGAGCCGACACCGAUCCAGAAGGCCUGCGUUCCCGUGGGGCUGCUGGGCAGAGACCUGUGUGCCUGCGCUGCCACCGGAACCGGGAAGACGGCCGCCUUCAUGCUGCCGGUGUUGGAGCGCUUGGUUUACAAACCCAGGACGUCCCAAGUGACCCGGGUCCUGGUUCUGGUUCCGACCAGAGAGCUGGGGAUCCAGGUCCACUCGGUGGCCCGCCAGUUGGCCCAGUUCACCUCCAUCACCACCUGCCUGGCUGUUGGCGGUUUGGACCUGAAGUCACAGGAGGCGGCUCUGAGGGCGGGUCCAGAUGUUCUGAUCGCCACACCGGGCCGACUGAUCGACCACCUUCACAACACGCCGAGCUUCGAGCUGAGCCACAUCGAGAUCCUGAUCCUGGACGAGGCCGACAGGAUGCUGGACGAGUACUUUGAGGAGCAGAUGAAGGAGAUCAUCAGGCUGUGCUCCUACAACCGGCAGACCAUGCUGUUCUCAGCCACCAUGAGCGAGGAGGUAAAGGACCUGGCGGCGGUGUCGCUGAAGCAGCCAAUCAGGAUCUUUGUGAACAGCAACACGGACGUGGCGCCGUUCCUCCGGCAGGAGUUCGUUCGAAUCCGACCGCACCGGGAAGGAGACCGGGAGGCUGUGGUGGCAGCGCUGUUGACCCGGACCUUCCAGGACCACGUGAUGGUGUUCACCCAGACCCGGAAACAGGCCCACCGGCUGCACAUCCUGCUGGGCCUGCUGGGCCUGAAGGUCGGGGAGCUGCAUGGAGAACUGAGCCAGAACCAGAGACUGGAGAACCUCAGGAGGUUCAAAGACGAGCAAAUCGACAUCUUGGUGGCGACCGACGUCGCGGCCCGAGGUUUGGACAUCGAUGGCGUGAAAACGGUGAUCAACUUCACCAUGCCGUCCACCACCAAGCACUACGUCCACCGGGUCGGCCGCACGGCACGCGCCGGCCGCUCCGGCCGCUCCGUGUCUCUGGUCGGAGAGUCGGAGAGGAAGACGCUGAAGGAGGUGGUGAAGUCGGCCAAGAACAGCGUGAAGGCCCGCGUCCUGCCCAUGGAGGUCAUCCUGAAGUUCAGAGAUCUGAUCAGCAAACUGGAGAAAGACGUUGAAGCGGUGAUGAAGCUGGAGAGAGAGGAGAGAGAGAUGGCUGCGUCUGAGGCCAAGCUGAGUGUGGCUCAGAAGCGUCUAGAAGGCUCUUCCAGCGACUCUCAGAGGGUUUGGUUUCAGACGCAGCAGGAACGCAAGCAGAGCCGCAUGUCGAAGGCUCUGCAGGAGUUCGAUUUGGCUCUGAGAGGAAAGAAGAAGAGAGAGAAGUUCCUGAAGGACGGGAAGAAGAAACAGCUGACGUCUGAGGAGCGCGCUCAGUUCGAGAUCCUGAAGGCUCAGAUGUUCGCUGAGCGAGCCGCCAAGCGGGAGAGACGGGCGAAGAAAGCCAGAGCCAUGCCUGAAGACGAGCCGCCACUGAAAGCAACCAAUCAGAAAGCAGCAAGCAGAGGCAGGAAGUCAGUGUUUGAUGAGGAACUGACCAACACCAGCAGGAAGUCCCUGAAAAACUACAGAGCCGGGCCAUCCUUCGCAGACAGGAAGCGCCUCGGCUUGGACAGGAAGCGGUCAGGCGGCUCCAGGUUCAGGAAGAAGAAGUGAGGACAGAGAAACCAGAUCUCCAUGUCUUUAUGUUGUUCUGCACCAGAUUAUAAAUAAAGUUUGUCUGAAAGUGG